CAAACAGACGUUUAUAAGUGAUGAUAGUAGUGGUAUGAAUUAUGAACAAUGGAAACUUGAAACUAGCUAGAUAGGUGCUUAUUUUUUGGGGUUUUCCCUCUGCAGCAUUAUCACUUUGCAGAUUAUCAACCAUUUUCUUUGCCUAAAGAAGAAGAAGAAGAAGAAGAAGAAGAAGAAGAGAUAGGUGAUGGCCAGACUUCAUCUGUUAAGUUUGUGUGUUAUUGGGGUAGGAUUGCUUUAUGAAUCAACUACUUUCCAGUUAGCUUCUUCAGCGGAAGAAGAUGAUGAUCAAUUAUUUGGUGAUAAGUAUCAAAUAAAGGAGUUCAACCGGGGCAGUUUUCCUCCAGGUUUCGUGUUUGGUUCAGCAUCUUCUGCUUAUCAGGUUGAAGGUGCAUGGAACUCAGAUGGAAAAGGCCCCAGCAAUUGGGAUGUAUUUACACACACCAAACCAGGUUAAUAUAGUUAUGAUUAUUUUUUAAAUACCGUCUAUGUUGUAAAGAAUAAUCCUGUCAUUUUACUUUGGAAAAUGAUAGAUAUGAUACAAGAUCGCAAAUCUGGUGAUGUAGCUGCAGAUUCCUACCAUCUGUACAAGGAAGAUGUUGCCCUAUUGAAGAAAAUGAACAUGGAUGCAUAUCGCUUCUCUAUUUCUUGGACAAGAUUAUUACCACGUGGAAGGAUCUCUGGAGGCAUUAAUGAAAGAGGGAUUGAGUACUACAACAAACUUAUUGAUCAUCUUAUUGCAAAUGGGUUAAAGCCCGUCGUCACUCUUUUCCACUGGGAUACUCCUCAAUCAUUGGAAGAUGAAUAUGGUGGUUUUUUGGGACAGAAGAUUAUAGAUGAUUUUCGUGAAUAUGCAAAUCUUUGCUUUCAAAGAUAUGGGGACCGUGUUAAAGACUGGAUUACUCUCAACGAACCAUUCAGUUAUGCUGUGGGCGGUUAUGAUUCGGGAUAUUCACCUCCAAAUCAUUGUUCUGUUUGGAAAAAUCAGAACUGUAAAGGAGGAGAUUCUGGAACUGAACCUUAUAGAGUGAUGCACAAUAUGAUUCUUGCUCAUGCUAACGCUGUAAAGGUUUACAAAACAAAAUAUCAGGCUCAUCAAAAAGGAAAAGUAGGGAUGUCCAUUGUUUCUGGUUGGGCGGUGCCCUUCUCUAACUCACUUGCAGAUAGAAAUGCUACUUAUCGUGCCCUAGAUUUCCAGAUUGGAUGGAACUUGUGGCCAUUGGUUUAUGGUGAAUAUCCAAACUCAAUGCAAAUGCUAGUUGGAAAACGCCUUCCGAAAUUCACGAAGGAAGAAUCAGAUAUAGUGAAAGGGUCAUUCGACUUUGUUGGCCUAAAUUACUACACUGCUAAUUAUGUCAAGGGUAGCACCAAUCACAACUCCAACACAAAUGCUAGCUUUUCCACAGAUGCUCGUGCUGAUUCCUUAGUUGAGCGCCAGGGAAAGCUCAUAGGACCAGAGGCUGGUUCAAGUUGGCUCCAUUUCUACCCUAGAGGACUACGAGAUAUGUUAUUAUAUGUCAAGCAUAAAUUUAACAAUCCUGUAAUUUACAUAACAGAGAAUGGUGUUGAUGAAAAAGAUGACCCGAGUGUUCCACUGGAAACAGCCCUCAGGGACUACUCCAGAAUAAAGUACUACUAUUGGCAUCUCAAGUAUCUUCACAUUGCCAUUCGGGAGGGAGUUAAAGUGAAAGGAUACUUUGGUUGGGCAGCGUUGGACAACUUUGAAUGGAACAGUGGAUAUACUGUUCGAUUUGGGCUGAAUUAUGUGGACUACAGAAAUGGAAACAAGAGAUACCCAAAGCUCUCAGCAAGAUGGUUCAGUAGAUUCUUGUCUCGACCCACGAUCCACGAACCACACCAUUAAGGAAACCCUUAUGAGCUUGAACUUUCUCCUUUUCUGAUUAAUUUGUCAUUAUCAGUGAACUCAUUUAAAAAAAGAAAAAACUGUUAUUGUACUUUUUCAUCUCAAUUUUAGUACAACUUAGUCUUGGUAGCUGUUAAUUGAUUCGGCAGUGUCCAUGAAAAUUUUAAACCAUGGAUGAAUCAACUAUGAACCUUUUUGUUAACAUUUCUCUCUUCACAGCCACCUAUUGGAUAACAGUUUCUGAG
Oldenlandia corymbosa var. corymbosa is the source of this 2109-nucleotide messenger RNA. Lineage: Eukaryota; Viridiplantae; Streptophyta; Magnoliopsida; Gentianales; Rubiaceae. The record is from the annotation of a GenBank genome assembly.